AUGGCGCAUAUAGCCCCGAACAAUGACAUUAUUUCAGAUGAGGUUAUAGUUUUCUCUGAAGAUCCUCGAAUUCAGGAAUUACAAUCAUGUCAAGUGAUAUUCCCCAAUCUUGAUAUUGAUUAUGGAGGAUUAAAAGGAUGUUUAGCUAUACCAUUUACUAUUGAACAUGGGUUAGAUAUUAAUUUAUCUGUAAAUUCUAAAGUUACUGAAACGGUUAAACUUCAUAAUUUACCAGCUAUGAUAUUAAAUUUUCAAUUACCAGAAGAAUAUCCUGAUGAUAAACCUCCAAAAUUAUAUAUUAAAUGUAAUUUACUUACAUCAAAUCGUAUUAAACAAUUAGAAUUGGCAUUAUAUGAUAUAUGGAAUGAUAUGAAAGAUCAUGUAUUAUUUUCAAUGAUAGAUUAUCUUCAUGAUAGAAUUCAAAAUCAUGUAAUGGAUUUAAUUGCUAAUCCUUAUGAAAUAAUAGAUGCUCAAACUUAUUUGGAACUUAUAAAUUUUGAUAGAACUAUUAAACAACAAGAGUUUGAAAAUAAAACUUUUUCAUGUGAGAUUUGUCAACAAGAUUAUAAAGGUAUAAAAUGUGAAAUUAUUGAAUCAUGUGGUCAUGUAUUUUGUAAUGAUUGUUUAUAUGAUUAUUUUUCAUCUUGUAUAAUAAGUGGAGAUGUAUCUAAAAUUCAUUGUCCUGAUUUUGAAUGUACUAAGAAAUAUGUGGAAAAUAAUAAGAAAUUAGUGGAUCUGACUAAAUCUCAAUUAAAUCCUCUUCAAAUAAAUCAAAUUAUGAAAUCUUUAUUAUUACCUACUUUAUCUAUAAAUUUCUUAUCUAAAGUAUUACUUCGAGAUAAAUCACAAGAUUUAGUUAAAAGAUAUUAUACAUUAUUUAAAGAAGAAAGGUAUGAUUUAAUCAGUAAUAUAUUUCCUCAUAGACUUAUACCAUGUCCAAGAACAGGAUGUGAAGAGAAAAUCUUUCGAGAGAAUAUGUUAGAUAAUUUAAUGAAAUGUCCUAAAUGUAAAUAUGCCUUUUGUGCCAAUUGCUUUCAUUCAUAUCAUGGAGAUUAUAAACCUUGUGCAACAAUCGCUGGUUCAGAUUGGUAUAAUGGAGUUAAUGUUGAACAUAUUAAAAUAUAUAUGGAACUGUCAGAAACUGAUCCUGAAUAUAUUUCAAUUGCAUCUCAUUAUGGUAAGAAAAAGAUGUUAAGAGUGGUUAAAGAAUAUGAAAUGGAUUUAUUAUUCAAACAAUUCAAAGAAGAAAAUGAUGUUUGUGAUUGUCCAAAAUGUAAAACUCCUAUAGAAAGAAUUGAUGGAUGUAAUAAAAUGGAAUGUAAACGUUGUUUAAGUAGUUUUUGUUUCUUAUGUGGAGAAUCAAUUCAUGAUUAUAGUCAUUUUAACGAACCUUCAUCAAAUUGUUAUAAUCUUUUAUUCUUUGGAGCUCCUGGACAUGAUGAAAUUGUCUGGUAG
This is a messenger RNA of Scheffersomyces amazonensis, 1455 nucleotides long. Its product is annotated as RBR-type E3 ubiquitin transferase. Gene Ontology annotation, cellular component: cytoplasm; ubiquitin ligase complex. The transcript has a single exon. Gene Ontology annotation, molecular function: ubiquitin conjugating enzyme binding; zinc ion binding; ubiquitin protein ligase activity. NCBI's taxonomy places the organism in Eukaryota, Fungi, Ascomycota, Pichiomycetes, Serinales, Debaryomycetaceae. Gene Ontology annotation, biological process: positive regulation of proteasomal ubiquitin-dependent protein catabolic process; protein polyubiquitination; ubiquitin-dependent protein catabolic process. The record is from RefSeq and is a predicted model, not a curated record. Bases 1 to 1455 code for a protein of 484 amino acids.